CCCUCCCACCUCCCCUUACUACGAGCGGAGGUGACGUCACGUGUCGGCUCGUGGUGCCCCAGUCAGUCCUGUGUGAAGCUCCGGUAUCUGGUGUAAACGCCGUUUCCCACCAUGGCCGCGCGCUGCGAGUACGUCACUGCCGAGCAGCUCAGCGGGUUCGACCGCUACAAGUACAGUGCUGUGGACACCAAUCCCCUCUCUCUGUAUGUUAUGCACCCAUUCUGGAACUUUAUAGUCAACUUUGUUCCCACAUGGCUGGCUCCCAAUUUAAUCACUUUCAGUGGUUUCUUGCUGCUGGUCUUCAAUUUCCUGAUGAUGGCGUACUUUGAUCCUGACUUCUAUGCGUCUGCACUAGGUCAUAACCAUGUCCCCAGCUGGGUGUGGAUAGUCGCUGGACUGCUUAACUUCACAGCAUACACACUAGAUGGAGUUGAUGGCAAGCAGGCUCGCAGAACAAACUCCAGCACUCCCCUGGGAGAACUGUUUGACCACGGACUGGACAGCUGGGCCUGCAUCUUCUUUGUAGUGACUGUGUACUCCAUCUUCGGGCGUGGGGAGUCAGGAGUCAGUGUCCUGGUACUUUAUCUUCUCCUGUGGGUGGUGCUGUUCUCCUUCAUCCUGUCACAUUGGGAGAAAUACAACACUGGAAUCCUUUUCCUGCCCUGGGGAUAUGACCUCAGCCAAGUGACCAUUUCACUGGUGUACCUGGUAACUGCAGUGGUGGGAGUGGAGGCCUGGUACAAGCCCGUUGUGUUUAACAUUUUGUAUCGUGACUUCUUCACUACCAUGAUAGUUGGUUGUGCAGUUACAGUCACUCUUCCUAUGAGCCUGUACAACGUUAUUAAAGCUUAUCGCAACAACACUUUGAAGCAUACAACGUUAUACGAGUCAAUGCUUCCAAUCAUCUCUCCCGUGCUGCUCUUCAUAUUGUCCGCAAUCUGGAUCUUUGCCUCUCCCACUAAAAUCCUGGAUGCCUACCCUCGUCUUUUCUACUACAUGGUGGGGACCACCUUUGCCAAUAUUACUUGUAAGCUGAUCGUAUGUCAGAUGAGUAAUACAAGAUGCCAACCCCUAACCUGGCUGCUCGUCCCCUUGACACUAGUGGUAGUUGUCGUGGUCUCGGGGUUCGCCAAUGAAACUGAAGCUCUCCUGCUAAUUCUACUGACAGUAGUAGUAACCAUGGCACACAUACACUACGGAGUAUCAGUGGUUAACCAGCUAAGUAAACACUUCAACAUCUUACCGUUUUCACUCAGAAAACCCAACACGGACUGACUAGAGGAGGAAGAGAAAAUCGGCUUGCAGUCUGCAGAAGUUGUGUAAGAAUCACCUUCUGGAACUUUGUCCAUCACCACCCAGAACAGCGUUGGCCCACUGGGUCUCUAGAAACCAACAGUCCGCAUUUCUUUUUCUUUUAACGGGCCGCUGGAGAACAUGACAGGACUGCUUAUUUGUAAAUAUUAGACCAAUUGAAUGUUCCCGGACCAGCCUGCCCCUUUCCCUUCAUCUCCAUUUAUGUUUGGAUUACUUUUUAAUUAUUUUUUUUACCUGCCCUUAUGCACAUGAGAUGUAACUGGAGUCAGGCUGUGUCUAAUAUCCAGGUGAAGGUCAUGGCACAGGAGCCAAAUGAGUGAGUCUUCAGCACAUUGUGAUGUUUGUAUCAUGCUAUAAUCAGGAGGUCUAUCUAUUUUUUUUUUCUUUUUUAUUAAUCAGGUCGUCUGAUCGUAUAGACACUUGUAUCAGAAACAAGACCUAGAAAGAAAGGUGGGCAUUAUGAGCGAAAGUGACAGGACAGCAG
Molecule: messenger RNA, 1798 nt
Organism: Rana temporaria (common frog)
Lineage: Eukaryota; Metazoa; Chordata; Amphibia; Anura; Ranidae
Gene: SELENOI
Product: selenoprotein I
Exons: 10
Coding region: 112-1275 (387 amino acids)
Biological process (GO): phosphatidylethanolamine biosynthetic process
Cellular component (GO): endoplasmic reticulum membrane; Golgi apparatus
Molecular function (GO): ethanolaminephosphotransferase activity
Source: RefSeq, a predicted model, not a curated record